Messenger RNA from Cinclus cinclus, 2582 nucleotides. RefSeq names its product mitochondrial calcium uptake 1 (gene MICU1). The coding region runs from base 405 to 2009 and encodes 534 amino acids. Gene Ontology annotation, biological process: mitochondrial calcium ion homeostasis; calcium import into the mitochondrion. NCBI's taxonomy places the organism in Eukaryota, Metazoa, Chordata, Aves, Passeriformes, Cinclidae. The record is from RefSeq and is a predicted model, not a curated record. The transcript has 14 exons. Gene Ontology annotation, cellular component: uniplex complex. Gene Ontology annotation, molecular function: calcium ion binding.
AGUAAAAUGAAGGUUCUAGAGUGAAGGUUUAUUUAUUUCUUCACCUUCUUCGUCAUGGGUAUAGGUGGUACUUUUUUAAUUAAAUAAAAAAUGCUGCUCUCUGAGUCACAAGUGUUUAGUAUUAAGUCAAAAAUAAAAAUAAUUUGUGUUCUUAAUUAAACAAUUAAGCCUUAAAAGGCCUUGUAACAAGUGAAAUACAUCACCAUGUCACCAUUUUUAACUUGUUAACUAAAAGUAUUGUAACACUCACUGUAACAUAAAUAAGAAUUAACAAACAUCUAAGUCCAAACGCAAAAUUCCAUUUCUCAUACCUUUAAUCCCAACCCUAACAACAACAACAACAAAAAAAAAAUAAAAAAAUCAGGGGCUUCUCCACCACCUCAAAAUUAUCUGCUGAAUAUUUGAUGUGUCUCCCCAUGUUCUUCCUCUGUUCCCAUCCCAAAUUCUGCAUCAGUCUGUUGAGGAAUCCUGACCUGCAGCAAGUGGCACUGAUCUGUCCAGCUCUUUGCAGUGAGAAUGGCCUAACACAGCACACAGCAGCGCUCUCCUCCAGCAGGAUGUUCCGGCUGCGGUUCCUGCCCGUGGCCGCGGGGCUGGCGGCGGUGUCGCGGCGUUACCGUGGGACAUCCCAGCGCCCCGGCACCCGGCGUAGGCUCGUGGUGACGGCUUUCCUCGGGACCACUGCGGCCACGGCAAGCGCCAGAUUCCUUUGGCAGAGGGCCUACGCAGAAGACUCUGUCAGACACGGCCCGAGGGCAGAGCCAGGGGAGAAGGUGAAGCACGAGGAUGAGGAAGAGAGCAGCAGCAGGCGGGCAGUGGCCUCGGGCGAUGAGGAGGCGCCGCAGGAAGGGAAGAAGAAGAAACGUUCCGGGUUCAGGGACCGCAAGGUGAUGGAAUAUGAGAACAGGAUCAGAGCCUACUCCACACCAGACAAAAUCUUCAGAUACUUUGCCACGCUGAAGGUCAUCAACGAGCAUGGCGAGUCAGAGGUUUUCAUGACCCCGCAGGAUUUUGUGAGAUCCAUCACCCCCAACGAGAAACAGCCAGAGAACCUGGGCCUGGACCAAUUUAUAGUGAAACGCUACGAUGGGAAGGAUUUCUGGCAGACAGAGAAGCUGUCCCAGGAGAGGGAGAAGUUUGCUGACGAGGACAGCAUUUUCUAUGCGCUUGGAGAAUGUGGACUCAUCUCUUUUUCUGACUACAUCUUCCUCACCACGGUCCUUUCCACUCCCCAGAGGAAUUUUGAAAUUGCCUUUAAAAUGUUCGAUCUGAACGGUGACGGCGAGGUCGACAUGGAAGAGUUUGAGCAGGUGCAGAGCAUCAUCCGUUCCCAAACCAGCAUGGGCAUGCGGCACCGGGACCGCUCCACCACCGGGAACACGCUCAAAACCGGCUUCAGCUCCGCGCUCACCACCUACUUCUUCGGGGCUGACCUCAAGGGAAAGCUCACCAUCUCCCACUUCCUCGACUUCCAGCGCAAGCUGCAGCACGAUAUUCUGAAGCUCGAGUUUGAGAGGCACGACCCGGUGGACGGGCGGAUCACGGAGCGGCAGUUCGGGAGCAUGCUGCUGGCAUACAGCGGGGUGCAGUCCAAGAAGCUCACUGUCAUGCUCAAACAGCUCAAGAAGCACUUCCAGGAUGGAGAGGGGCUGACCUUUGAGGAGGUGGAGAACUUCUUCACUUUUCUGAAGAACAUAAAUGACGUGGACACUGCUUUGAGCUUCUACCACAUGGCUGGAGCUUCUCUUGAUAAAGUGACCAUGCAGCAGGUGGCCAGGACAGUGGCCAAGGUGGAGCUCUCGGACCACGUGUGCGACGUGGUGUUCGCGCUCUUCGACUGUGACGGGAACGGGGAGCUGAGCAACAAGGAGUUUGUUGCCAUCAUGAAGCAGCGCCUGAUGAGAGGCCUGGAGAAGCCCAAGGACAUGGGCUUCACACGGCUCAUGAGGGCCAUGUGGAAGUGUGCCCAGGAGACAGCCUGGGACUUCACAGCUCCCAAGCAGCAGUAACAUUUGGGAAGAAGCAUCCCCAUUCCCUGAAUCAGCCCAUGAGUGGCACGAGGCUCUGGAGAGCUCAGGCUGGCUGAAACAGGAGGGGUUUGUCAAUAGAAAUCCACACCUGUUGUAUUUGCUUGCUGCUGGCUCAAUAUUCUUGUGUCCCAGGAACAAGGAAAGGACUUUUACUGCCACCACCUCCACGGUGUGAUGUUCUCUGCUCCAGAGCUGGACCCCAAAUCACCUUUAUUUAAUGUUAUGAAAAGAUGGCAUGGGGGUUCCUUUGAUUCUCAGACUGCUCCUCAGAAAAGCUGGGCCAUUCCUGGAUUUCCUGCAUCCCAGACCAGGAUUUCAGCCAGCCAAAAGCUCCGUGCUGCACCUGCUGCAGAAGGGCAGCUAAAAGUAAUGGAGCAACUGGUUCUCCUGCCCUUCCUGCCUUGCACAAGCAUCCUGCUUCAGGAGCUUCCUAAGUGAUUUCCUAAAUAGAGAGCCCUCUCUCUGGGGAAUUGUAGCGGGAAGGGGCUGACAGGCGUUGUUUGCCGGGUGCUGUCCUCUGUAAAAUAUCAUGCAAAAAUGUUGCUCACAGCA